CAAAGCUUUAGGGGCAGGUGUAGCUGACUCGCUGCAUUCUCUGUCUGCUUAUCACUCCACAACCAUCAGGACCAGGAGAAUGGAGGCUCCCCUGCUUGUCAUCCUGUGCAGCAUAUUGUUGGUGGGUGCUGAAGACUGUCCAACAGGACAAUACACCAAGAGCGGAGAAUGCUGUAUAGCCUGCGGAUCUGGAGAGGGUGUCAUACACGAAUGUGGGGUGAAUCAGACUGUCUGUGAACCCUGCCUUGACAGUGUAACCUAUUCAGACACGACCAGUCACACAGAAGCUUGUAAGCCUUGCACAGAAUGUGAUGGCAAUACACGCAUGAUAGCUCCCUGCGUGGAGACGGAUGACGCAGUGUGUGCUUGUGCUUAUGGGUUCUACAAAAGCGAGGAUAACGGAGUAUGUCUACAUUGUAAGACGUGUCCGAUCGGAUAUGGUAUGAUCCUACCAUGUUAUAUGAACCAAAACACUAUGUGCGAAAAAUGUCCUGAAUGGACCUUUUCAAAUUUGGACAACAACAUGGACCCUUGUCUGCCAUGUACAAUCUGUGAAGAUGAUGAGAUCGAGGAGAAAGUUUGCACUGCAACAUCGGACACAGUAUGCUACGAUCCUAAUCCACGUAUGGCAUCGGUGACACCUUUUACUCUCAGCACGGAUACCACCAUUCAGGACAGCACUGUUGUAGACAUGGAGACAGUCAAUCCAUCUACUGACGGUACUGAGCCUAUCACUCCUAGUGGAGCAGCUGAGAACCUCAUCCCAGUCUACUGCUCCAUUUUAGCUGCGGUUAUUGCAGGACUGGUAGCAUUUAUAGUCUUUAAACGAUGGAACAGCUGUAAACAGAACAAACAAGGGGGUAACAGUCAUCCGGUAAACCAGACCCCAUCCCCAGAAGGAGAGAAGCUUCAUAGUGACAGCGGCAUCUCUGUGAACAGUGAUAGUACAGCUGAACAGCCUACAGGACACACACAAGGUAAGAAUGAUCUUCGCCUAUACAAUAACCUAUCACCACAUAAGCAAGAAGAAGUGGAGAAGCUUCUGACUGGGUCAUUGGAUCAAACUUGGAAAAGUCUGGCUGGAGAACUUGGCUACCAAGAUGAGAUCAUAGACACUUUUACAAGAGAAGAGUUUCCAGUACGAGCUCUGCUUUCUGAUUGGUCCAACAAGGACUGUGCUACCACUGACGCUCUAUAUACAGCUCUACGCAAAAUUCAAAGGGAGGACAUCGCCCAGAGCUUGCAUAGUGAAUCUACUGCUACCUCACCAGUGUAAUCAAGACGCAAUGGGACAGAAGGAAGAUGUUCCAUGUUGAAAUCUUUCAGUGGAACAUUCCGCACGAGAUGUGAAGGAAAGUUUGCCCCUCGACCCUGAAACCCUUCAGCUACCCUUUUCACCCAGUAUUAACGGAGAAUCCGUCUGCACUGAAGCAUUAUUUUCAGUAUUGUGGUGUGUAAUCUUCUCCAUGGACCUUUCAUGUCCUGUAUCUCCAGGUUUCUCACUGUGAUGGACUAUAAGACUUUGAGAUGAUAAGGAAACGGGAACUAUGAAUCUUAAGACAUUGUUUUGAGAAUUCAAAGGUGCACCCACCUUCUUGUAUAGUCAGUCUUUUUUUUUUAUCUAGAUUUAAUAUUUUUUUUUUUAUCUAGACAUUAUAUUGUUUUAUACGCCUCGAAGGGUGACCCCCCUUACCCAAAUGGCUGCUAACCUAAAAAGAGAUUGUUCACUUCAUGCUGUCAUGGUACUGAGACACAACAACCUGAUAAAGUUGUAUCUCACUCAGAUGGACCAUAUUUAACCCAAAGAUCAAGACUAAAUAUUUAAAAAACCCACUUCCAGAAACUCCCACACUUGUAAGUCAACAUUAAGCCCUUAAAAUUUCUAGGUCAAAUUAGAUCUUUAGCGCAUUGUAUGUCAAGCCUUAGUGAUGUCAUCAGCUCCUUCCACUAGUCUCCACUAUUGGAAGGGGAUGGAUCUGCUGUAAACUUUUUAUAUAGAUACAUCAAGACAUUCAGAUAUCCAUAAAAAGAACCCAUAUGAUAUCCAAUGUGCUACCAUUAGAUGAAUCAACCAUAGUUGUGGAAAAACAGGAAAAUACCAAAGUUUUUUCUGAGUAUAGGAGUGUGUAUUGGACCACCAGUAUUCCAUAACUUGGACCAAUGAUCUAGGGAUCAAGCAUGUAUACUUAACCCAUAAGGAUUUAGAGUUGCAUACAUUUAGAUCAUCAAUGAGUACAGCCAGCAGAGCUAGUAUUACUGCCAAGCAUGUAGCCGAAUACAAUGAAUUACUAUUUCAGGCUCUGAGACAAUCAUUCAUGGUGGUACCAAUGACAUACAACUUAUCCCAUAUAGUAUAAGCAAUAUUAGCACAUUCUGAAUGCAAAUAUUAUAAAAAGUAUCUGUUUUUUGAGCCUGUGUCUGAGUUCCCAAUAAUAACCACAUAUCCACAUCCAAAAAUAUUCAGUCCAAUUAUAUGUGCCUCUAAAACAGAGUACCUGAUGAAUUGAUUGGUUGCAGAUUCAUGAACAUUUGUUUAACACACAAUCAUGGCGGCCUCUUUGAAAUAUGCUUUGGAACCACUAAACAGAAGCUAAUAUGACUCCAUGUUGCUUUAUUUGGUCACAUACAUUACUAGGAUCCAUUGGCUGUCACACGAUGAUCCAAAUCAAGCUGCCAAGUACAGUCUUGUGAUAGCAAUCCUAUGGACAACCAUAUGAAAUACCUCCAGCCUGUGACACACUCAGGGAUAAAAUGGACACAUAUAACAUUAUCCAAACACAGACCAGACACUAGUGAGAACAAUCAGGUUAUGCAUUCUAUUGCUAGAUCCACACCAUUAAGUAAACAGUAGCCAACAUUAUGUACAUUUAAUAUAUUCUGGUGUCCAGGAUAAAGUUUUUGUUACCCAUUCUAAUCAUUUGUUGACAUAAAUGAGCAGUUUAGUAUUAGAAAAACAUGACUACUUUCUUCCAAGAACAGGACCACACCUGUCUUCAAUGAAGAUGAUCUAUUAAAACCAGAUACAAUCCAUGGACAGGUGUGAUAAUGCUUCUGGAAGAAAGCAGCAAUUUUUUCCUAAUCCUGGACAACUCUUUUAAAUGUUUAAAAGGCCUUCAAACCACUGUUGGCUAGAAUGUGGUUGGAUAUUGGAAAUCACCUUUUCUUAUGCAUCAAUUCUCUGUGUCUCGGGACAUGAAGAUUUAUCUGGUGUCUCAAAUUACAAGCAUAUAGUUUGACCUUUCUGCUUGAAUCCAUGAAGUCAAAAUGACCUAUAGACCACCAGUCUUUAUAUAACCCAUCUUGUAUUGACCAUAGGACCCUUAAAUCCUCAGAACUCUAGCAGUAUGUCAGCUACGGAUUCUUUCUCCAACCUAUGGUAAGAUUCAUCUGUCUCUGAAUUCACCACCUUAAUGAAUUCAGUAGCCAGUUCUUUAAGGGUAACAGUUAAGUUCUGAUUAGAAACUCUGACCAUUUAGUGGCCACCAAAAAUUCAAGAUCAGAUAAAGACUAGGUGGUUACUCCUUGUAGUAGAUUUUUACUAACUAUUAGUGACCUAAAUUCUAAUCAAAGCCUACAAUGCCAAAAAUGCACUAGGUGUUGAUGUUCCAGAUACUAUAAAACCCCAAAACAAAAUGUUAUUUCUGAGAAGACAUUGUCAUGGUGCUCUCACUCUUUGUCUUCCAUGUAUUCAGCUGACAGGUAUAAGAUUUCAUGUUCAUAAAUGAUUGCAGCUAAGUAUAGAGGAGAUGUGGAGGUAUGAAGUAUAAGAUGGACACUUUUACCAGGACCUCAUGGGCCAUACCACUAAUACCGUUACCUAUAGUAUGUGCUUCACACUUCACUGAUGGUUAGUGAGUAGUCUAGAAUUUGAAUGGUACCGUGAAAAAUGUUGUAAAAUGUUAGAAAAAGUGUCUAAUAAGAAAUGUUGGAAACAGGGUACAACACAUAAUGCCCCCAUACUCAAGUGCCACAACACUUCCUAUUAUGAUAUGGACAUGUUCUCCACUCUCCUCUUACUGUCCUUUUCUAUAUUUUCUAUUGUGUAUGCCUAUGUACACUAGAGUAGGUUUUUAGGCAAUAGACACCUACAACACUGUGGAUGAGAACAUUAAAAGUAACUUGAGAAAUCUAAUUGCAAACAGGUCUAUGAAAACUAAAGUAGACAAUGUUGACCAUAAGCCAUAUAGCUUUGUAUAAUCCUUUACUUCUGGCUCUUUCCUAUGUUAUCUUAUAUUUCCUGGCAAACAGCCUCUUGUGAUUGCAACAAUGCAGAUUAAUUAGAAAAACAUGGCUGCUUGCUUAAAAAUAGUACCAUAACUGUCAAUGAGUUGUGUCUAGUAUAGCGGCUUAAAUACAGUGACGUGAAAGGGGCUGAGUUGCAAUGCCACACACAAUCUGUGGGCAGGUAUGGAGCUGCUUUUGAAAGAAGACAGCCAUGUUUUUCUAAUUCUUUACAUCCCUUUGACAGAUAUGACUAGCGUUCAUGAUUUGCACCGUGAGGCCAAUUUUUCAGAGCUGCAGUUGGAAUACUUUGCCAAGUGUCUGCUCCUUUGGCUUUUUGCAUAAGUUGCAAUUGAUAAUUAGGCAUCAGCGGAGUUAGGUUACAAGAUCACUUAAGCCAAAGUCAUUUGGCCCAGGCUUGGAAAAGGAUUCUCAAAUAUCCUAAGCUCCUGGAGUAACGCUUAUAGAUUGUUAAAAGAAGCAAUGAAGAAUUGAAAUAGAUCAGUUGUCAUUCAGCUGUAUCAGCAGUAUCAGCUAAAGCACUUAAGCAGAGGUCAUAGCCUUUCCAAUUCAACCUGUGAGGUCAGAGGUCAUGUUUCGGGCCUAGUUACCAUUAUUUACCAUGAAAUACAACAAAUAAUGUGCCUUUAUUUUACUAUAUAUGUUGUCUUUUCUGUAACAAAUUCUAAUUGCAGCAUUUCUGCUAUUUUAAAAAAAUAAUUUUUUAGAGCACUUUUUAUAUAAAUAUCUAAACUUGUUGGAUUUUUUUUGGUCUGUUAAUAUUGUUUGUUAUUGUUCGGCUGUUUUUUUUCUGCGUUUGAUUUUGUUAAAAUUGUAAAUAUUGAUGUUUUAUUCUGUAAUAAGCCUAGAUCCUUCCCUUCCUCUCCCUGCCUCAGCCAGCCCCAUGUAAAAUAAUUUGACUGACAAUUACAAAACCGACAUUACAACUA
Bufo gargarizans (Asiatic toad) is the source of this 5171-nucleotide messenger RNA. It is a transcript of the gene NGFR, whose product is annotated as nerve growth factor receptor. Gene Ontology annotation, cellular component: plasma membrane; cell surface. The record is from RefSeq and is a predicted model, not a curated record. NCBI's taxonomy places the organism in Eukaryota, Metazoa, Chordata, Amphibia, Anura, Bufonidae. The coding region runs from base 80 to 1276 and encodes 398 amino acids. Gene Ontology annotation, biological process: Rho protein signal transduction. Gene Ontology annotation, molecular function: nerve growth factor binding; death receptor activity; coreceptor activity. The transcript is spliced from 6 exons.